Messenger RNA from Funneliformis geosporum, 597 nucleotides. The record is from the annotation of a GenBank genome assembly. Lineage: Eukaryota; Fungi; Glomeromycota; Glomeromycetes; Glomerales; Glomeraceae.
AUGAUUAAAGAAUAUUCUAAUAAAUCGACAGAAAUAAAUUUCAAUGCUUGCUUUGCUACUGCAGGUUUAGUUGGUAGAAUAAAUAGACAAUCAUUACAAAUGACUUUUAUGUGUGUGGGAAUUAUAUCACAACUUUGUAAAGCUUCUUAUCAUAAUUACCAAUCUAUGACUUAUGAAAAGAUUAUAAACUUUGAUUGCUUAUGGUCUCAUGUUCGUAAUGCUCAACAGGCUAGUGGAGGAAUGAUAUACGAUGGUAAAGAUAUAAAAGAAGAUCCAGCAUUAAAAGAAUGUAACAUUUGUGAUAAUUGUCUUCAGCGUGCAUCUGAUAAACCAUCUCAAGCAAAGAAUGUUAAAAAUAAGUUCAGAGAACUGUCAGUUUACCUAAAGAAAUUUUCAAGAAAGCUCAAAACUAAAGAGGAUGCAUUUUUGUUAUUAGAUGAUUUAGUUUUGCGUGAUCUUAUAGAAGAGGAUAUAAUUUUGACAAGAUCACUAAUAGCACAAACAUUUACUUGCAAUGUAUUUAUUAUUGGUAUUGCAGAUGGAGCCAUUGCUAAAACUAAUACAAAAGAUUGGCAAUACCUAAUAAAAACUAGUUGA